Acanthosepion pharaonis is the source of this 1140-nucleotide messenger RNA. The record is from the annotation of a GenBank genome assembly. Lineage: Eukaryota; Metazoa; Mollusca; Cephalopoda; Sepiida; Sepiidae.
AUGGUAAACAAGUGCCAUAGAAGGCGCAGGAAGUGGGGGGGAUCAUUUUCCCUCCUUCAUCCUCUUUUCUAUGUAGGAAGGGGGGUCAUUUUCCCUCCUUCAUCCUCUUUUCUUUGUAGGAAGGGGGGUCAUUUUCCAUCCUUCAUCCUCUUUUCUUUGAAGGGAGGUCAUUUUCCCUCCUUCAUCCUCUUUUCUUUGCAGGAAGGGGGGGUCAUUUUCCCUCCUUCAUCCACUUUUCUUUGUAGGAAGGCGGGUCAUUUUCCAUCCUUCAUCCUCUUUUCUUUGAAGGGGGGUAAUUUUCCCUCCUUCAUCCUCUUUUCUUUGCAGGAAGGGGGGUCAUUUUCCAUCCUUCAUCCUCUUUUCUUUGUAGGAAGGGGGGUCAUUUUCCCUCCUCCAUCCUCUUUUCUUUGUAGGAAGGGGGUCAUUUUCCCUCCUUCAUCCUCUUUUCUUUGUAGGAAGGUGGGGGUCAUUUUCCAUCCUUCAUCCUCUUUUCUUUGUAGUAAGUGGGGGUCAUUUUCCAUCCUUCAUCCUCUUUUCUUUGUAGGAAGGUGGGGGUCAUUUUCCAUCCUUCAUCCUCUUUUCUUUGUAGGAAGGAGGGUUAUUUUCCAUCCUUCAUCCUCUUUUCUUUGUAGGAAGGUGGGGGGUCAUUUUUCUCUCCUUCAUCCUCUUUUCUUUGUAGGAAUGGGGGUAAUUUUCUCUCCUUCAUCAUCUUUUCUUUGCAGGAAGGGGGUCAUUUUCCAUCCUUCAUCCUCUUUUCUUUGUAGUAAGUGGGGUCAUUUUCCAUCCUUCAUCCUCUUUUCUUUGAAGGGGGUCAUUUCCCUCCUUCAUCCUCUUUUCUUUGUAGGAAGGGGGGUCAUUUUCCAUCCUUCAUCCUCUUUUCUUUGUAGAAAGGUGGGGUCAUUUUCCCUCCUUCAUCCUCUUUUUUUUUUUGGAGUGGGGGUAAUUUUCCAUCCUUCAUCAUCUUUUCUUUGUAGGAAGGGGGUCAUUUUUCCUCCUUCAUCCUCUUUUCUUUGUAGGAAGUGGGUCAUUUUCCCUCCUUCAUCCUCUUUUCUUUGUAGGAAGGGGGGUCAUUUUCCAUCAUUCAUCCUCUUUUCUUUGUAUGAAGGGAGGGGGUCAUUUUCCCUCCUUUGUCCUCUUUAA